This is a messenger RNA of Cydia amplana, 1856 nucleotides long. RefSeq names its product homeobox protein 4-like. The transcript is spliced from 3 exons. Lineage: Eukaryota; Metazoa; Arthropoda; Insecta; Lepidoptera; Tortricidae. The coding region runs from base 183 to 1823 and encodes 546 amino acids. The record is from RefSeq and is a predicted model, not a curated record.
UCGUGCCUUGUGAGAACGUUAAUAUUUUGUUUCGUGAUAUUUUAUCAAUAAUUGCUAUUAAAAUUCAUUUGUAUAAGUGUUGUAUAACAUCAUUGCCCACGGUUUUGUAUGUUGAUAAUAUGCACUGCUAAUUUAUUAUAAACUACCUAUGCUUUACUAACUAAGCCAUUUGUGAUCACCAUAUGAGCAAGCGAAGUUUAUCAACGGGGACGAUGGUAGCUACAAAGCAUAAAAACAAAGUAGUACCAUGCUCAACCCCCGAGUACCGAGCAGAUUCUCCAUCAAGAGACAGUGACUCAGUGUGUGAUUCCGAAGCGGCCAGCCCGGUCCCUUUCCUCUGCACUCAAGAUGGAGCGGAAGGCGAAACAGAUGUUGUCUGGAACUAUUACACACCAAAAGCUGAACAAACAGCUGUAUCCCGAAUCCAAAACUCCACACCACUCAGUAGAAAAGCAAGAAAAAUAUCAAAACCUAAACUAAUUAACCGGCCAACACCGAAACGCAAAGUUGUCACUAAAGUAUCACACAAAAAGACUGCACUAUUCCAAGAGCUGAUGGAAUUAAACCAGAAUGUGCAUGAAUUAAUAACAAAGAAACGGUCCAGUGAAGUUAUUGAUGAAAAACAGUCCGGAAGUGAAGAGGACAUUUUUAGUGAUUCGUCAGGCCAAUCCCCCAAAACCUGCUUUAAAUCGUCAAGGUGUCUUAGAAAAAACCUCUUAAGUUCUAAAUUUCCUAAACCAGAUACGGAACCAGCAUUGGAAUCUGACGAUUCAAUGAAUGAGUGCCUUAUUAAAGCCAGUCAGGUUAUUGAGGAAAAUAUCUUGAUAGUCACACCACCGAAGAAACCUAGAUAUGAACCGAACAAAUCAAGGAAUAUAAAGUCUAGUAUAAACUUUCAAAUGGAUCAAGAUUCCAUGGAUGCCAUAUUAAAUAGCAUUAAACUGGACUCGCCUUUAUUAGCACGUACAAAAAAGGCUGAAUCACCAAGCCUUAAUAAUGAUUCUUUUGAUAACUUAGUAGGGAAUUUAAAUGACAGUACAUUAGACAGGCUAACACAGGCACCAAACAGUAAAAGUAAACUAAACAACUCAAAAAGCGCCAACUGGAUGAUAGAUGAUAUAGUUUUGCAUGAUGACAGCAUGUCUAAGUCAUUUUUCGGGCGGCAUAACACAAUGCCCGAGUCACCAUCAGUAGAUAACAAGCCAUCUACAAGCGGUAUGGUUAUUACGCGGUAUAGCUCUAUGCCACAUGGAAAUACGGAAAAAAGUACAGAUCCCAGUGACUCUCCGAUCAGAUGUACUCAAGAUGAAAUCAAGAGGAAACAUCAACUAGCGCGAGAGAAACUUCUCGCAAAAAGACUUCUACCAUUCACUUCACAGUCCAGCCAAGUUCCACAGCCAACGGAAACUAAGAAAAAACAAUUCCAGCCUAAAGUUGCCAGUACAGUUAACAAGGUUCCUAAUUAUACUAACAAUGUUGCCAACACAGUGAACAAGGUCCCUAAUUCUACUAACAAUGUUGCCAACACAGUGAACAAAGUCCCUAGUUCUACUAACAAUGUUGCCAACACAGUGAACAAAGUCCCUAAUUCUACUAACAAUGGCAACACAGUGAACAAAGUCCCUAAUUCUACUAGUAAUGUUGCCAGAACAAAUAACAAGAUAUCUCCAAAAGAUAAGAGUUCUUUAAAUCCGGCUUCCAGUAUGAAUUUUCAACAAAAUAAUGUUAUGAGUAGUGAUAAGUCUAAAGAUAUAAAAUUGCUUAUUGAAAAGAAAAGACAGGAGGCUCUUAUGAAAUUAAGACGCCGGCAACCGCCGAAAUAAAUUAGGCAUUGCUUGUUUUUAUAUGUUAUAUCA